Mangifera indica (mango) is the source of this 1892-nucleotide messenger RNA. Its product is annotated as putative methylesterase 14, chloroplastic. The record is from RefSeq and is a predicted model, not a curated record. Lineage: Eukaryota; Viridiplantae; Streptophyta; Magnoliopsida; Sapindales; Anacardiaceae. Gene Ontology annotation, molecular function: methyl salicylate esterase activity; methyl jasmonate esterase activity; methyl indole-3-acetate esterase activity. The transcript is spliced from 5 exons. Gene Ontology annotation, biological process: jasmonic acid metabolic process; salicylic acid metabolic process. Bases 415 to 1455 code for a protein of 346 amino acids.
ACGUUUUCCAACUUACAAAACACAACACUUGCACUUUGCAAAUGGCGUUUAACCGCACCUAAGUCGCCCAAACUGUCCAGAAAUAUUGUCUGUUUAAAAAAAUUGCUAGUCAAAUUGUAUUUACUCCUGCAUCUACUUUUGACGAAUAAACAUUAAAUAGCGUUUCAAUUCAGUUGUUUUUUUCUCAUUUGUUUGAUUUAUAAAUAAAUAAACCACUUAAAACACUUGAGUUGUUUUCAUAAUUUCAUUUUUCAUUUUUUUGUUGUUGGUUUUGGUUUUCUCUCCUUGAGCGAAAUCCCAUCAUGUUACUCACCGUCACAAGCACAUACCUGAUUUUACCUGAAAAAGUUUUAGUUUUUCUUGUAUAUUAAGGGAAAAGAUUAGUGGGUAUUGAAGGAAAUUGGAUUUGUCGGCAUGGGUAAUUUUAUUUGCACGACAAAGGAGAUUAAGGAGAAGCAACAUGGAUCAAGGAGCAAGAGAGUGGGAAAAUAUCAGAGGAAGCUUUCAGCGGAAGAAGAGUUGCUGCAUAGGCAAACUUUGUCUAUGGCGCUUCAGCAACAUCAGUUGUCUCAGCGGUUUGAGGGAUCCAUGUCGAGAAGAAUUGGAGGCUCUACAAGCUCCAGAAGACGCAAUCUUGAUGACCCUUUAUCGAAUUCUAAGCAGGCACCAAACAUUUUGGAAAAUAUCCAGCAUAAAAAAAUUAUACUGAUACAUGGAGAAGGAUUUGGAGCAUGGUGUUGGUACAAAACUAUUGCCCAAUUGGAGGAAGUAGGAUUGCAACCGACAGCCUUAGAUCUUACAGGAUCUGGUGUUAAUCUGAUUGAUACAACCAAUGUCACUACGCUGGCUGAGUAUUCAAAACCACUGAUUGAUUAUCUUGAAAACCUUCCAGACAAUGAAAAGGUUAUGUUGGUAGGUCACAGUAGUGGAGGUGCAUGUAUUUCUUAUGCACUGGAGCAUUUCCCACAAAAAAUCUCAAAAGCGAUUUAUCUCUGUGCUACAAUGGUGUCAAAUGGCCAGAGACCUUUUGACGUGUUUGCUGAAGAGCUAGGGUCUGCAGAGCGUUUUAUGCAAGAAUCCCAGUUUUUGAUAUAUGGAAAUGGUAGAGACAAGCCUCCUACAGGAUUCAUGUUUGAAAAACAGCAAAUGAAAGGGUUAUAUUUCAAUCAAUCACCAACAAAGGAUGUUGCCUUGGCCAUGGUUUCUAUGAGACCUACACCACUGGGUCCUAUGAUGGAGAGGCUGUCAUUGUCCCCUGAAAAGUAUGGAAGUGGCCGGCGAUUCUAUAUACAAACAUUGGAUGAUCAUGCCCUUUCACCAGAUGUACAAGAAAAGCUUGUAAGAGAAAACCUGCCAGAAGGAGUUUUCAAGAUCAAAGGGAGUGACCAUUGCCCUUUCUUCUCAAAGCCACAGUCAUUGCAUAAAAUGCUAGUUGAAAUCAUUCAAAUUCCCUAGCUCGAAUUUCUGAAUCAAGGACAAUUAUUUUGCAAAUCAUUCAUUUUACAGAAGACAGACAUUUAUUGGUUACAUCGAUGGCCUCUAACAAAGUCGGCAAUUAUUGUAGGUAAAACACAGAGCCACUUGUCUUUUUCAGUUCAUUUUCUGAGCAUGGGAUAUAGAAAGUACAAGCAUUACCUUUUAUCUGUGAAGCAAAUAUCAGAUAAAGUGAAGUCUGCAUCUGCUAGAUUGUAUGACUGGAAAAUUAAUCUGACUGUUUUUACUACCAAAGAAAUUAUAUUUUCUUUUUGCUUUGUUUAUGUUAAGAAGAUACAUUUUGAUUUACUUUAGUUUUUGGUUUUCAUUUUCUCAUUUUGAGGUUGUUGGUGUCUACACUGCUGUUGUUAAGUUGAUGAAGGCACUUUGAUUACUGUCAAUUUGUUUUUUUUUUUAAA